Rhagoletis pomonella (apple maggot) is the source of this 4308-nucleotide messenger RNA. RefSeq lists its product as uncharacterized. Gene Ontology annotation, biological process: proteolysis. The transcript is spliced from 2 exons. Bases 31 to 4242 code for a protein of 1403 amino acids. Gene Ontology annotation, molecular function: aspartic-type endopeptidase activity. The record is from RefSeq and is a predicted model, not a curated record. NCBI's taxonomy places the organism in Eukaryota, Metazoa, Arthropoda, Insecta, Diptera, Tephritidae.
UAUAAACUUCCUUCCCCAAAAAAUUAAAUAAUGGCGGAAGAAAAACAGGAAAAACUCACAUCCCUCCAGGCACCUCCUCAGGGAGUAAAGACACGGUCAAAAUCUCAAACGGACGAUGAGGAAUUGACCCAAACUCAAAAAAAAUUCCUCUUCGAAAUCUCAAAGCUGGAAAAAUAUUGUGCGAAAUGGUGGAAGAUAAACGAAACGGAUCACUCGGAAGCCGGUCUCAAGCUUUAUGUGGAGGAACUCACCAAACACCUAGCAUGGGUUGAACAGGCAUACGAGCUUGUACACAUGUGUUGCAGUGACGAAAAGUAUAGGAAAGCAUACGAAACGAAAUAUGACGCAGCCAUCGAUAUGUGCCACAAUACUAGGACCCGAAUAAACCAACUGCUCCCCAGACUUCAACAAAACGCGAUAGGCGCAAGCGCAACCACCAUUUCAGCAGCCCCAGCCCCACCCCUAACUCAAAACUACUUAAAAGUACCUGCUUGUGACACUGAUUUCUUUUAUGGCGGCUACGAAGAUUGGCCGUCCUUCAGGGACAUGUUCACAGCAGUGUACAAACAACACCCCCAACUCUCUCAAGCCCAAAAACUGUACUACUUAAAGCUAAAAACCCGAGGUAAAGCAGCACUUUUAAUAAAAAACUAUGAGAUGAAUGACCAAAACUUUGAGCUCGCAUGGGAUGCAUUAAAAUCCCGUUAUGAAAAUCGCAGACUCCUUGUCGACAACCAACUCAAAACCCUCUUUAAUAUUCAGCCCAUUCAAAGCGAAAAUGGGGAAAAAAUUCAGGCAAUUCAGACAACAAUAAACAAUUGCCUCUCGACUUUGAAAUCAAAUGGCGUACCCACAGAAAACUGGGACCCCAUAUUAAUACAUCUCUGCUCCUCAAAACUCCCAGAUGAAACCCUAGCGUUAUGGGAACAGUCACUCGACUCUAGAAAAGAGUUACCCCUCUGGUCAGAAAUGAAUAAAUUUCUGACAACCCGUUAUGAAAUCGUAGAGAGACUUAGUACGUACAGGCCAAAUAAACCCAAGGCCUCAACACCAAAUUAUACCCCACGCUCAUCAACCCCUAAUCAUACUCAUUCCUUCGGCUAUAAAAACAGAACUCACUCAUUUAACACUGAGUUAAAAAAACAGGUAUCUUGCAAAUUAUGCAACUCAAAUCACUCUCUGAUGACCUGUGUCAAAUUCAAGGAGCUCUCAGUUCUAGAACGCAAUAAGUUCAUAAGAGACAACAACUAUUGUAAAAACUGUUUGGCCUGUUCCCACUCAGAAACUGAGUGCCACAGCAAGUUUACCUGCGUUUAUUGCCAAAAACGGCAUCACUCUCUUCUCCAUUACCCCGCUAGAUCACCAACAGCAAAUACAGGCACCAGGUCUAAAACAAAUCAGGCACGAGUCCCAUCUCCAGGGAAUAGCAACCCAAACGAAGCAUCAACCUCAAAGGCAGCUCAACAAACUCUCUCACAUUUUGCGAGUAGUAGAGAAAAAACCCUACUUCCUACCGCAAAAAUCUCAAUCCUGCAUAAUGGAGAAAUUUUCAAAAUUCGAGCUCUUGUAGAUCAAGGAUCUCAGAAAACAUUCAUAGCGUCUCGCAUACAAAAACUGCUUGGCCUGCCGACAAAAGCGACUAGUUAUGAAAUUAUGGGAAUGGGUGGCCGCGUACUGCAAAAUGCGAACAGAAUCUGCCCGAUUACCAUUUGUUCUGCUGAUUCAACUAUGAAAAUAACGACAAACGCGAUAAUACUCCCGCAACUUACUCAUUUCUUGCCAUCGUUCAAAGCUACAUAUAUUGAACUGCAAGAAUACUCAUCCCUCCCCCUAGCAGACCCCCACUGUUUUACUCCAGCUCGAAUAGACAUGGUAUUAGGAAGCGAUGUCAUUCCCCAAGUGUUACUCCCAGGCCUAAAAACCAAUGUCGGUGGAAGUUUGAUAGCCCAAAACUCAAUAUUUGGGUGGAUUUUGAGCGGCCCACUGACGGAACAAGUAUCAUCAUUCUCAACCCAGGUAGUUGAAAGCACAACAAACUCUCUCAAUGAUCUGCUCAAGAAGUUCUGGGAUCAGGAGGAAGUACCAGCAACCCCAUCCCUCACUGACGAUGAUGUAUUUUGUGAAGAUCUCUAUCAAAAGUCCACAACUCGCAGAGAUGACGGUCGUUACGUGGUAAAACUUCCGUUUAAAACUACAUUCCCGGACACGAUUGCACUCGGACACUCCAAGCCUGCAGCACAACAACAAUAUCUCAGUAUCGAGCGAUCGCAUGAAAGGAAGCCGGAACUGCAACAAACAUACUCGAAGGUCCUUGAAGAAUACCUCACAUUAGGUCACAUGGAACCCACAUCGUCCCGAGAAAUAAUACGUGAAGGCAAAUAUUUUUCAUUCUACCUACCCCACCACGCAGUAAUAAAGCCACAUAGUAAAACUACCAAGGUGCGAGUAGUUUUCAACGCGUCGAAACUUUCGCAUUCAGGUAUCUCUCUUAAUGACAUCCUCCACACAGGUCCAAUACUCCAAAAUGAUCUUAUGCUCGUUCUACUCAAAUGGCGUUUGUACAAAUACGUUUUCAAUGGCGACAUUGAGAAAAUGUACCGCCAGAUAUACAUUCACCCAGAGGAUCAAGAAUUCCAAAGGAUACUUUUCCGCAGAACCCCUCAAAGUUCGGUACAAGAUUUUAAAUUAAAAACUGUUACCUUUGGUGUCAAUUGCGCGCCAUACCUCGCGAUAAGAACGCUUCACCAACUAGCUAAAGACUCAAGCAUCAAAUACCCAAAAGCCACAGAAAUACUGUUAAAUGAAAUAUACGUUGACGAUAUACUCUCUGGGGGUCACGACCUCGACUCAGCACUUACGUCAAUGACCCAGGUAACUGAUGCGUUAAAAUCAGCAGGUUUUCCAUUAAAAAAAAUGACUGCGAACCACAAAUAUCUACUCAAAAAUAUACCUAAACCAGACCUCUUAGAAACACACUUUCUUGAAUUCCAUGAUUCCAGUUCAACAAAAACUCUCGGCGUAACAUGGAAUGCACGCAACGAUGAAUUCUCAUACUCUAUUGACCCCCUGCCAGACUCCACAGCAGCCACUAAAAGACAGAUUUUGUCCUCCGUGGCGAAACUUUUCGACCCGGCAGGGUGGCUAUCGCCAAUGAUGAUCCAGGCGAAAAUCUUACUCCAACAACUCUGGAUGGAAGGUACCGAUUGGGACGAGAACGUCAAACCCGGAGCGCUUCGCAAGUGGACUUCAUUUCGAGAAAACCUCAUAGCCAUCAGCGAAAUACGGAUACCGCGAUGGGUUCAGUUUUCCCCUAAUAAAACCAUUCAGCUCCAUGGAUUCUCAGACGCAUCCGAAAAAGCAUUCUGCGCAUGCGUUUAUCUCCGAGUGGAACACUGUGAAAACUCGGCAUCAUCUCAUUUGCUCGUAGCAAAAAGUAAAGUCGCACCCCUCCAAACAGUGAGUCUGCCUCGCUUGGAACUGUGUGGAGCGGUCCUUCUCUCCAAACUUGUGAAGCAUAUUCGAUCCCAACUUAAUCUGCCGACCCAUGAGCUCAUACUCUGGUCAGACUCCUCUAUCGUGCUGGCCUGGCUAGAAAAACCACCAUGGACAUGGAAGACAUAUGUGGCGAACCGAACUUCCCUCAUCUUGCAGAAUGUCAAUAACGCCACAUGGAGACACGUAUCGAGCUUAGACAAUCCCGCAGAUUUAGGCACUCGAGGAUGCAAGCCACAAGAUCUAGCGUCAUGUUCCCUAUGGUGGAAUGGCCCUCAGUGGCUCACCAAACCCUCAGCGAGCUGGCCAAAGAAUGCGCCUCAAACGCUCUUUCCCCCUGAACAAAAAUCUGUGGAAUCUUAUCACACAAUAGAGAACGAAGACCCUCUCACUCGAUUCUCGUCAUUUCCUCGCGCCCUUAGGGUAAUCGCUUACGUGUAUCGGUUCAUCCGCAGCGCACGAAAGGAACCAAUACCCACGACGCACACACUCACCCAGGACGAAAUCAGUUACGUCAAAACCCGGCUCAUCAUAUGCGCCCAACACAAUCAUUACGCAGAGGCGGUCGCACAACUGGAAGCCGCGAAACCGAUUUUCUCCACACAACUCUACUCCACGCGGGAAAACAGCUCAUGGUCCGGAUGGUACAACAAGAGUAUUACGUCCCAAGACUUAAGCAGAAAGUUAAAAAAUGCAUUUUCCACUGCAAGGUGUGCACCAUACACAAGCGAGAAAUGCGAUCGCAGAUAAUGGCGGCCUUGCCUCCAGCACGAGCAACCUACUCGCUACCAUUUCACACCACGGGAAUAGACUUCG